ACAAAGUGUAUAGAGGUAGCGCGGUGCAUGCUAGUAUGCACGUUCGAUUCAACAUGGCCGCCAUUUCUGCACGUUGUUUGAGGUCGUUCGCUAAGGCAGCGAGCAUGAGCAGAAGCGCUGCUUCUGUGGGUGGAAUGUCAAAAUCUGGGGCGAUAUCUUCGUUGGUUUCCAGGUCCUUGCCUGUUCUAAAAGACAGCUCCUUAUUACAAAAGAUUGCUAGGGAUAACAUGGCUAAGAAUCUAGCAAGAAGACACUCAAAAUUAUCUGCUGCAGUUAAUCAGCUGAUGCUUGUCACCUCUGUGGAUAUGAGUAUUGAUGGCGGAGAGGGGACUGGGGAUGAACUUAGUACCGAGGCUAUUGCUGAAGAUGAUGAAAAAUUGAGAAUUAUAUAGCACUAACUGUGUGAUAUGCCAAUCUCCUCCACUCCUCCUUAGCGUGGACUCUGACGGGGAAUCGGCAGAAGGGCUACUGGUGGAUGAUGAUGAAACCUUUUCGUGCUUAGACGAUGAUGCAAUACAUGGUCUCUAGCUAGAGCCCUGGUGGAAACUCUUCUUUCUUCUUUAGAUUGUUUUUAAUAUUUUCUAUCCUUUACUUCCUGUAAAUGCCAUUCAUGGUUUCUAGAAUGUUUCCACCAAAAGGGUUAACAAUAAAAAAUGACAAAGAAUCAGACAGUUAAUUAUGUACUAUAGUGUACUUUCAUGUUAUUUUAGCUUGUUUGCAAUAAAGUUUUGCUUUGAAAUUG
Molecule: messenger RNA, 742 nt
Organism: Nematostella vectensis (starlet sea anemone)
Lineage: Eukaryota; Metazoa; Cnidaria; Anthozoa; Actiniaria; Edwardsiidae
Exons: 6
Coding region: 36-392 (118 amino acids)
Source: RefSeq, a predicted model, not a curated record